AUGAAGGCGACGUUGCUUCUUGUACCUACGAAAAAGACAGAUGAUGUGAAUUGGGUUAAACCCAUCAACAACUACCUCCUAUCCAUUUAUGGUGAGACAUCUGAAUUUCAGCAAGACUUGGCCAGCUUCAAUAAGCUAAGGCAAGAUAUUCGAGGCGUGAACGCUGACAGUACCGGGAUUGGCUUGUAUUUUAAGUACUUCAGUCAAUUGGAGCUCUUGGAUUUGAGAAUUCCAAUUGCUACCGUCAACAGACAUAAGAAACUUAACUUUACAUGGUAUGACGCUUUCCUGCCUUCCGCCCAGCAUAAGCAAUAUGCUUUACCGUUUGAGAAGGCUGGUGUUCUUUUUAAUUUGGCCUCGUUGAUGCUGAAGGCUGCCAGUAUAAAAUAUAACGAGUCUCAGAAACUGUCGACUGCUGAUGACAGUGCUUUCAAGGAGGCCGUCCAGUAUCUUCAACAAGCCGCAGGUAUAUUCGACUUUGUUGGCGAAAGCUUCUUACAUGCUCCAUCAAAUGACCUUAAUCCAGCUACGGUGAAGUUCUUGAAGGGUGUUUGCUUGGCACAGAGCCAGGAAAUCUUUACCUUGAAGGUGAUCGAUGGUGAUUUGGAGCAGAAGAAGAACUCACUUAUUUCUAAGCUAUGCAAAAGCACUGCUACUCAAUACGAAAAUUGUUUUAGCAAUUGCAGCCAUCUUUUGAACAUUGACUCAUCGUCUCCGGCAGAUCAGUCAACUUUUGCAAUUGUUGAAGCUGGCUUAGACGAUGAUGAUGGGCUCGAUGACAUUGAGAACGACCCUUUGGAUGAGUAUAAUCCAGACAAACAAGGACUUCCAGAGUCGCAUGUUACUGCUAGGCUCGAUCCUUUCUGGGUCGCUGUGUUACAAGUCAAAUCCUUGUAUUACAAGUCAUUAUCAUACUAUUUCCAAGGGCUCCAGUUGGAAACAACUCAUAAGUAUGGUGAUGCUAUCGCAUACCUUUCGAAAUCUUUGGAAUCGAUCAAUGAGGUGCCCACAUCGAGUUUGAAAAAGAUCUCUAAAGCAGGAAGUGACGAUGCUUACGACCUCUUGGACAAUCUCAAAUACCACAAGGAUGCUUUGGAAAUCAAGCUUAAAGAACUUAACAAGGACAAUGACUUAGUGUAUCAUGAGAUUGUUCCGUCUUUGGUAACCUUGGCUGAACCUAAGCCUAUGGAUAGCUCCAAGAUAAUUCCAAUGAGCAAGAUUGAGCUUUUUGCAAAAAUCAACGAACAAAGUUACGACAAUUUCCUCAAAAACGUGGUUCCAAUGAAUAUCCAUGAGCUUUUAAGUUACUACUCCGAGGAGAAGUCUCAAUUCUUGAGAAAUGAGUUGGAUGAAGUUGAUGUGUCUAAUGAGGAACUUUCAUCUGUGUUGGAAUAUCUCAAGCUUCCUAAAGCUUUGGCAAACAUAAAAGAAAUUCUUCAAAACAACGAAUCUUUGAGUUCGGGCUCUACAUCGGAACAGUCCAUAGAUCCGGCAGUACUUGGUAAGGUCGAUGAGAUAUCUAUGAAGUAUCCCCAGGACUCUAAUAACCGUGCUAAGAUUUCCGACAUAAGAAACAGGAUUUUGACGACUGUUGGCGAGAGCGACGCAAUUUUAAAGGAGCUGUUUUCCGAGAGCUCUGCUCGUUUCAAGGAUGACUUGAUCAAGCUCAAGAGAGCAUUAUAUGAUGCAGCAAACUCAGACGCAAAGUUGUUUGCCUUGGUAGAUGUUGAAAGGAGUCUGCUUCAUGCUCUUCUUAGUAAAGGUACAAAUUCAAAAGAGUUCAAGAGUCUCUUUGAUGUCCCUAAGAGUGCAACCCUGAAAGAGCCCACCGAAGAGAUUAGCUUACUCGACAUGGAUGAUUCUCAGAUGAACGAUAUGAGCCAUGAAGGCCAAAUAUCUACCCUCGAAGACAUCUUGCACAACUUGAAUGUUCUCAAGUCUAAUAAGAAUAAGCUUGUGGAAAGGUUGAAAGAAGAGAUUCACAAUGACGACAUCUCAGAGAUCUUGAUGCUCAACAGCAAGGUGAAACUGCCAAACGAAAUAAAGUCUAUCAUUUUUCCUGAAGAACUUAAGAAGUUUGAGGUGUUUUCCCAGCAAUUAGAUGAUUUGAUCAAUGAGCAGAAGUCGUUGGUUAACGACCUUAAAGAGAAAUGGACUAAGCUCAGCUCCAAUCCGAAGGUCAAGGAAGUUCAGACGUCAAAGACUUUCCGUGAUGAGGUUGUGAAACAGCAAACUCAACGUAUCAAUGAUUUUUAUGAAAAUUAUUGGAGAAAAUAUUCUGUGGGAUUGGACAAAGGAGCGGAGUAUUAUUCAAAAUUAUUGACUAUGGCAGAAAAUCUAAAAAGAGCAAUUGACUCUGACAAAUCAAACUCGUUGUCCGAAUCGAUAAGCAGGAUGAAUCUCGGCGCUAAUUCUACCGGUGGUUCCACUUCGUCGAACCAAUUCUUCUCGUCUUAUAGAAGAGAUCAACAACCUCCAGCGCAAGCACCCCAAUCGUUCGCUCAAUAUAGCCCAUAUAACCAAGGUUCUUACGAACAGCAGGCACUGAUGAGUGGCUUUGGCCAGCCACCUUUGCAACCAGCUGGCACUGGUGGCCCACCCCCACCCCAACGCCUCGGUUCGGAUGCUAGUUUGAGGUCUUCCUAUUCACGUCCUGCUCCUGCGCUUCCUCCUAAAAGACCCAGUCUUACGAAUGAGGAGAGUACAAUUCCUCAGCAGCAUAGUUUUGGAGCCGCUCAGGGUCAAAACAAGCCUCAGACAUCCGGGGGAUUGAUUUACGAUGAGCCAUCCACAUAUCAGCCGAAUAUGUACGAUUUCUUCAAGAAGUGA
Candidozyma haemuli is the source of this 2829-nucleotide messenger RNA. RefSeq names its product Bro1p (gene BRO1). Bases 1 to 2829 code for a protein of 942 amino acids. Gene Ontology annotation, molecular function: protein binding. Gene Ontology annotation, biological process: protein transport to vacuole involved in ubiquitin-dependent protein catabolic process via the multivesicular body sorting pathway. NCBI's taxonomy places the organism in Eukaryota, Fungi, Ascomycota, Pichiomycetes, Serinales, Metschnikowiaceae. The record is from RefSeq and is a predicted model, not a curated record. Gene Ontology annotation, cellular component: endosome. The transcript has a single exon.